This is a messenger RNA of Emiliania huxleyi CCMP1516, 546 nucleotides long. RefSeq lists its product as hypothetical. The record is from RefSeq and is a predicted model, not a curated record. NCBI's taxonomy places the organism in Eukaryota, Haptophyta, Isochrysidales, Noelaerhabdaceae. The coding region runs from base 1 to 546 and encodes 181 amino acids. The transcript is spliced from 2 exons.
AUGUCGGACGACCACUCCUCGACACCCCGCUCCGCACUCGCGGAGAUCUCUCCAGGCCAGCCCUCCUCCUGCAGGGCCGGCGGCGGCGCGCGUUUGGCGUCCGCCGCGUGCACUCCCGACUUCACCACCCGCUACUCUGACGGUGGCACCGCCGUCGCGGGAUACUCUCCGUUUGGCUGCUGCUCGCCGCCGUCGCCGUUUGCGGGCGGCACUCAGAUUCAGUUUGGCGGCACGCAGUCGGAGGAUGACGAGACCGAAGCAGCCGCGACGCAGCUCCUCGGCGGCACACAGCACGAGCCCCUCGAGGAGUUCGUUACACACAAUGGGACCGCCCGUCCUCCUCAAUUCGAUUAUCGGGACCCCCGGGGUCGUUACAUGCGCCUCGUCACUCCGUUCUUCGAGGCGGUCGAGGCGGGCGACCUCGACGGCUGCGUCGCGUUGCGUCGCGCGGGCGCGUCGGUGAGCGCCGCCGACCGCCAGCGUCUUCGCCGGUCUUCGCCCGUCGCCCCCCGUCGGUCGGCAACCGCCUCCGAAAGCCCGAAGUAA